This is a messenger RNA of Zingiber officinale, 639 nucleotides long. RefSeq lists its product as uncharacterized. The record is from RefSeq and is a predicted model, not a curated record. The coding region runs from base 1 to 639 and encodes 212 amino acids. The transcript has a single exon. Lineage: Eukaryota; Viridiplantae; Streptophyta; Magnoliopsida; Zingiberales; Zingiberaceae.
AUGGGCUUUUGGCAAUGGAGAAGUAAGCCUUCGGAUUCUCCCCUUAUUAAACGCUUACUUUUUAUUCGUGAUGAACUUGUACAGCGAACUACCUCUAUUGGCGUCGCAAAUAUGAAAAUGAUAGAGUGGUUUGCGGGGGAAAAUAAAGGGAUGGCUUUGGCGUAUGAGUUUUUCCGUCCAAGAGCGGCUAAAGUGGAUUGGUUUUUGGUGUUAUGGAAGCCAUACAUUUUGCCCAAGCAUAGGUUCACAUCUUGGUUACUUGCUCAUGGAAGACUAAGAACGGCGGACACCAUCCCUUAUGAGCCCAACAAAUUAUGUGCUUUAUGCCACCAACAAGAUGAAUCCAAUACUCAUCUUUUCUUUGAUUGUGAGAUUGUCAAGCCUCUACUUGAUAAAGUCAAGACAUGGAUGGACAUCACUUUUGACAUCACCGAUAUGGCCUCUUAUCUUGAUACAUUUCGACAACAUUAUAAAGGUAAAGGGCGGCAAAUGAAAGCAAGACAUCUUGCCUUAUCUUCAAUGAUUUAUCUCGUUUGGAAUGCACGUAACAUGAGUCGAUUUGAGAAUGUUGUUCCUUGCUUUGAGAAGAUAUUCCACAAAGUCCAAGUUCAUGUUUGGCGCUCUGUUGAUAUCAAGUGA